This is a messenger RNA of Gossypium arboreum, 2133 nucleotides long. Its product is annotated as probable pectate lyase 1. Gene Ontology annotation, molecular function: pectate lyase activity. NCBI's taxonomy places the organism in Eukaryota, Viridiplantae, Streptophyta, Magnoliopsida, Malvales, Malvaceae. The coding region runs from base 195 to 1538 and encodes 447 amino acids. The record is from RefSeq and is a predicted model, not a curated record. The transcript is spliced from 6 exons.
CUGUUUUGGUGUUCACUUUUUUUUUUAUUUUUUGCUCGUGGCUCUAUAAAAGCCGUUUGCUUGGAGCUUGUACUCUGACUCUCCCUGCUUCACCAUCUCCUUCUUUCCUUGGAUCUCUCUGUCUCUCUCUCAAUUUUUCCUCUGUUUGGAUAGAGAGAAAGCUUUUAAGUACCGAAGAAGCGGAGAAAACUGCAAUGGCGGUUUCCAAGAAAUGGUUUUUAGCUUCUUUAGCUGUUCUGUUUUUGUUUCUUGUUGGAGCAAUGGCCACUGUACAGACCAACAACGAUUCCAGCACUGUGGAGAUAGAGAAGCUGCAGAACUCAAAAAACUCAACAAUGGCAACUAGGUCAGAAGAGGUUAAGGCCUUGAAUGAACAUGCUGUGGCUGAUCCAGAGGCCGUAGCAGCCGAGGUUGAGACCAUCAUUGACAUGAAUAUUCGAAAUGCGACGGAAAGGAGGAAGUUGGGUUUCUUCUCGUGCGGAACUGGUAAUCCCAUUGAUGAUUGCUGGCGUUGUGACCCCAACUGGCAGAAGAACCGGAAGAGACUUGCUGACUGUGGCAUUGGUUUUGGAAGGAAUGCAAUUGGGGGGCGUGAUGGACGCUUCUACGUUGUCACUGACUCUAAUGAUGAUGACCCUGUUAACCCCAAACCUGGGACCUUGCGCCAUGCUGUGAUCCAGGAACAACCACUUUGGAUUGUGUUCAAGAGGGACAUGGUUAUUAAGUUGAAGCAGGAGUUGCUGGUCAACAGCUUUAAGACCAUUGAUGGUCGUGGGGUGAAUGUCCAUAUUGCUAAUGGGGCAUGUAUCACAAUUCAAUACGUUACCAAUGUCAUUGUUCAUGGUCUUCAUAUUCAUGACUGUAAGCCCACUGGCAAUGCCAUGGUUAGAAGCUCACCCACUCACUUCGGGUGGAGGACAAUGGCUGAUGGUGAUGCAAUCUCCAUCUUUGGGUCAAGCCACGUUUGGGUUGAUCACAAUUCUCUUUCUAAUUGUGCUGAUGGUCUUGUUGAUGCUGUCAUGGGGUCAACUGCCAUUACCAUCUCCAACAAUCACCUCACCCACCACAAUGAGGUGAUGUUGCUGGGUCACAGUGACUCUUACACAAGGGACAAGCAGAUGCAAGUGACCAUUGCCUACAACCAUUUCGGAGAGGGACUUAUCCAGAGAAUGCCAAGGUGUAGGCAUGGGUAUUUCCAUGUGGUAAACAAUGACUACACUCAUUGGGAAAUGUAUGCUAUUGGGGGAAGUGCAAAUCCUACCAUAAACAGCCAGGGUAACAGAUACGCAGCUCCAAGAAACCCGUUUGCAAAGGAGGUGACCAAGAGAGUGGACACAGCUGAAAGCCACUGGAAGAGCUGGAACUGGAGGUCGGAAGGAGAUUUGCUGCUGAAUGGCGCAUAUUUCACUCCAUCUGGAGCCGGAGCCUCAGCAAGCUAUGCCAGGGCCUCAAGCUUGGGAGCCAAGUCCUCCUCCAUGGUUGGAUCCAUGACUUCCAAUGCUGGAGCUCUACCCUGCCGAAGAGGCAGGCAAUGCUAGAUAGUAUAUCCCCCACCCAAUCAAUUAAAAUGGUUGAAAAGCCAGCCAUUUACUAGCUCUUUCCCAUCAUUCAAAAAGCACUACCAAUCAAAUAUCCAUAUUCUCUGUAGUCUAUCCUCCCCAUCUACCAGCAUCAUCGCAUAUUCUGAUUUUAAGUGUAAAUUUAUUUAUUUUUACACAUUGUCAUUAUUUUGUCCUACCCACUCUACUCAUUUUGUUUGUCAAUCUGUGCAACCUGCUUCAACUCUAGUGAACUAAAAAAUCCAUCUUAAGAGCAGGUACGCAAGCGUUGUCCUUGGUUCCCUUUUCCUUUUUUGCCCCCUUUGAAGUUUUCUGGUCUUCCUCAGCCUCCCAUCCGCGUCAAUCUUGGUCACUACCUACACUUUGGUCUUGUGGGUUUAUAGGACUUUUACUGAUUUGGUGAACUUUAUUUUAUUUGUGUCUAGUCAUACAAGCAAUAGUAUGAGCGUCAAAGUUUGGAGUUAUUGAAAGACUUUGUUACAGAGAUGAUGUAUAGUCAAUAGCAGUGAUGUUUACCUUUUACUUUUCUUCGCUUUUUCUUUCUUAAUGGAAGCGAUCUUUUUUACUUUUAUUA